This is a messenger RNA of Rhagoletis zephyria (snowberry fruit fly), 1258 nucleotides long. Its product is annotated as fez family zinc finger protein 2-like. Gene Ontology annotation, biological process: regulation of transcription by RNA polymerase II. NCBI's taxonomy places the organism in Eukaryota, Metazoa, Arthropoda, Insecta, Diptera, Tephritidae. Gene Ontology annotation, cellular component: nucleus. Gene Ontology annotation, molecular function: RNA polymerase II transcription regulatory region sequence-specific DNA binding; DNA-binding transcription factor activity, RNA polymerase II-specific. The record is from RefSeq and is a predicted model, not a curated record.
CUUGUAUCGAUUGAACCCGACUUUGAAAUAGAAAAGGUUUUAUUUACACAACAUGAAUAGCUGUUUAGAUAACAUAGAAGUUUGUAUAAAUGAAGUACCAAAGAUUCGCAGGUGCUGUAUCUGCGGUGAGCGAACCUCAACACAGUCGACUAUAGAAAAUACUAGCGUUGGAUCACCUCCAAUUUUAUUGAAGGAUGUGAUAUUUAAGUGCAUCGAACCACCUGAAUAUUUUUGGAAAAUGAUUGCUGACGAGACUGCAAAUAACUACAUCUGUGCAUUUUGUGAAGUGUCGCUUAGCGAGUUCUAUGAUGCCUUUUUGCAAGUCUCACUUAAACGAACUGAGUUUCUAAGGAGAUUCCGGGAAAGGAGUGAAAGUCCCGUCGAAUAUUUUGUUGUUUUCAAAUCUUCAAAAAUGGACUCAAACUCGUACCGCAAAUCUAUUGACCAUCAAAGUGCUGAAAACACUGAAAUGUGCCACCCAAUAGAAAACCAUUUAAAUGUUUAUUUGGGUGAUGAAUAUAAAACUCAAAAUCUUUCCAAUGAUGAGUUUGUUGAAGUUUAUCAACCGGAGGAAAGGUUAGAGGAUGAUUGGUCAUCCGAUUGCUCGAACGGCCUUCAGGGAUUGCAAGACGAUGUACAUGAACGUAGAGCCUUGAUCUCUAUCGAGCGAUUGCCAAAACCUAGACUCAGAUAUUGCUGGCGUUGUGAUAAAAUAUAUGCAUCCGACGUUGAUUUUGAAAUUCAUGUAAAGCAAGUUCACGCAAAGAGUACAAAAAAGCUCACAAGUAAAAAAUUCUUACCAGAACAUUCUGUUAACGCUCCAGGUCAAUAUUCAUCUCCGUUACGCUGUGAAAUAUGUGGUGGGGAAUUUAGUUCACGUACAUGUUUUCAAUCACAUAAAAACGCACAUAAAGAAAUUACUUGCUCGCUUUGUUCUAAGAAAAUGCCCACUCGGCGUAGCUUUCAACAGCAUAUGGCGCAUCAUAGCGGUAGUAAAAGUCGUCAAUAUUCAGAUGUUCGCAGCUUUGUAUGCCCAGUAUGUGAUGUCAAAUUUGGGACUGCUUGGAACUUAAAACGUCAUACAAAAUUUUAUUGCUUAGGACCUAUUAGUUAAAAUCCCUAAAAAUUACAUUAAUUGUACGAUCAAAAAUUUAUAAUAAAUUGUUACAGGUGUAAAAAACAAUAUGUUCAGUAGGGCUGGGUAAUGGUGCAUUUACAUGGUACGAAGCCAUAUGAACUGUUGAUACGCUAAAAUAGA